Helicoverpa zea (corn earworm) is the source of this 578-nucleotide messenger RNA. RefSeq names its product larval/pupal rigid cuticle protein 66-like. Gene Ontology annotation, cellular component: extracellular matrix. The record is from RefSeq and is a predicted model, not a curated record. Bases 53 to 496 code for a protein of 147 amino acids. NCBI's taxonomy places the organism in Eukaryota, Metazoa, Arthropoda, Insecta, Lepidoptera, Noctuidae. The transcript has 2 exons.
GACUCUCAGGAUUCCUCGACGUAGUCACAACAACAAAAACACUUCCUUCAAAAUGUUUGUGAAGUUCGUCGUAUCCUUCGCCUUGGUAGCCGUGGUGUGCGCCAGCAACGACCUGUCCAGCUUCUCGUACAGCGUGGCGGACCCCUACACCGGCGACUUCAAGCACCAGAUCGAGAACCGCAUCGACAACAACGUGCAGGGCCAGUACUCGCUGCUGGAGUCGGACGGCACGCGCCGCACCGUGGACUACGCCGCCGGAGCCCAAGGCUUCAACGCCGUCGUGCGCAAGGACCCCGCGCUCAUCGCCGCCGCCCCUGCCAUCUCCUACGCGGCUCCUGCCAUCUCCUACGCGGCCCCUGCAAUCUCCUAUGCGGCCCCUGCCAUCGCUACUAAAGCUUUCGCCGCCCCUAUCUCCUACGCCGCUGCUCCUCUGAGCUUCGCCAAGUUUGGAGCCAUCAACUACGCUACUCCCUUCCCCUACGCCCGAUACUAUUGAAUCAAGACUACCAACUGCCUGUGAAGAAAUUGUAAAUAUUGGAUAUGUAAAUAAAAUUAUGUAUUUCGAGACUUUCUAGUGA